Olea europaea var. sylvestris is the source of this 1381-nucleotide messenger RNA. Its product is annotated as beta-carotene isomerase D27, chloroplastic-like. Gene Ontology annotation, molecular function: iron ion binding. Lineage: Eukaryota; Viridiplantae; Streptophyta; Magnoliopsida; Lamiales; Oleaceae. The transcript is spliced from 6 exons. The record is from RefSeq and is a predicted model, not a curated record. The coding region runs from base 197 to 967 and encodes 256 amino acids.
GGAAAAUGAAAAAUGUUAUGAAAAUUCCAACUCGUUUAAGAAUCAAUGUAGCAGAGUCUUCUUAAUAUGCUCUUACACAAUUUUUUGUUCUCUUCUUCUAACCCAAAUUUCCUCUUUAACUAUUCCAUCUUCUUUUCAAAAUUCUCUCUGUACAAGUACUUAUACAUCUUUCUAUUCGGUGCGAGGUGGUGCCAACAUGGUUGCGAUGCUUGUUCACCAGUGCAUAAGCCCUUUACCGGCACGGGUCGACCGGAGGAACAUGCAGAAGCCUAGACAUUAUCCCUUUAUUUCCUACGUUCUUACAAAGCCAAGAACCUGUACAGAGAUAACAUCUGAUGAGUCUAAGAAUGUUUACAAAGAUAACUGGUUUGAUCUUCUCGCCAUUAAUCAUAUCUCCAAAAGCUUUCAAGCUUCAACAGGAUUCAGAAGCAGCAAGGGGGGAUAUGAUGGCUUCGUGGAAGCUGCAACAAUGGCGACAAAGUUGUUUACUCCAACUGGGCAGCAGAGAAUUGUUAAUCAAACACUUGAUAUGGCCUUUCCUAGGCCUAUACUUAACAUGAUUAGGACCCUGAUGCCACAAUCUAGAUAUACAAGGGAGUUCUUCGCUGUCUUCACGACGAUUUUCUUUGCUUGGCUUGUUGGUCCCUGUGAGGUGAAAGAGUCAGAGUUCAAUGGAAGAAAAGAGAAAAAUGUCGUCCAUAUAAAGAAAUGCAGGUUUUUGGAGGAGACCAAUUGUGUGGGAAUGUGCACUAACCUAUGCAAGAUGCCAUCUCAAGCAUUCAUUCAAGAGUCCCUGGGUAUGCCCACGACCAUGGUGCCCAAUUUUGAAGAUAUGAGCUGUGAGAUGAUAUUUGGUCAGCAACCUCCACCACCAGCCAGUGAUCCAGCCUUCACACAACAAUGUUAUAAACAAUGUAAUUAUUUAAAAAUUAAUUUAUCACUUUCUAAUAAUUUUGGAAUUGCAUAGCAGACUUUUUCAUUUAGAAAAAAAAUAUGGCUCGAGCUUAGCCGGUCUAUUCUAUAUAGCCAAAUUAUAGCAAAAUUGCCUGCCAUAAAAGUGAACAAAGAUGAAUAAAGGUGAUGGGAAUAUUAUGCUCAUGCUUCUCUAUGUCAUUCGCGCAGGCAAGGCAACUCAAAGGCAUCAGAAAAACUGCGCUAGCUCAUAGAGUGUAGCUGUUCAAAAAAAAAAGGGAUUAUACGAACAAAGAGGUGAGGAAGGAAACGCUCAUAGUGUUUAACAGGAUCACAGUUAUUUUCUAAUUUAUUUAAUCUGUCGGAUAUAUCUCUGUAAGUUAUUUCCAUAUGAUUUAUCAUACAAUUCUUUCAUGAUAAAAAAACUGAAAAUUAUAAAUUACACAGCAAAAAACAAUGAAUUGAUUUA